AAGCAAAGCAAAGCAUCUGCAGGGAGAGACCUUUACACAGAGCAGCACCUGUGGCUGAACAGCUCCAGGAGGGAUCAGCAGCAAAACAGAACCAGGCUCCGUUCUGCGAGCACACCCAAGUACAGCCACUGUUAUGGGAAAUACACUGUCUAUUCAAAAAGAACCUGAAGACCAAGAUCCUGUUAGUGCAACAGCAUAUUCACAGGUUUCCUCUGAACCUCCUGAAAGCCUUAAGAAUGGACCUGUCACCAUCCAGCCGGUACAGACGGAGCUUUCUGCAAACAGUAACACAGUAGAUGCAACAGUGAGUGUUGGCCUGGAUAAUGCAGCUGUUUCUUCCCAGAAAACAAUGGAGAUGAGCUCCAUCUCUGAGGCCCAUGGAAAUAAUCUCGGGAAAGAAGCCAAACCUAUUCCACCAGCUGCCAAAUCUCGUUUUGCCUUUGCAUUUUCACGGUCUGUACCAGGACGUACUGAAGCGCAGGCAACAAAUCCAUCCGUUGGAUCAGCUCAACUUGAUGUCAGCUCAGAGGCAGUUCAAGCAAACAAAGCACCGAGUGAAAACGGGGGGCUUUCGGUUGCAGCUGCAGCAGAGACAGCUUCUGAUAAAAACCUAAGCGAAGCAUCUCUCAGUGAAAUCGAACUCUCGGCCCCAGCUAAAGAGGAGGAUGCCCCUUUACCCAAGCCCAAAGAAUUAACCUUUUUGGACAGACUCUUCAAAGUGGAAAGAGGAAGACAGAAGAGCAAAGUACAGGAACAAAGUCAAGAGGAGGUGACCGAAAACAAUCCAGGUGUAGACAUCUCCUUGGAAGAAACUGCAGGAUUACAAAGCACGCCAGAUCAUGAACUUCAAGGAAAGGAUUUAACAGAUGAGUGCAAGCAAACCACCCUGCAGCAGGAUACAGCAGUUGCCAGUGGCUUGGCCUCUGAGGAUCUUGCCCAAGAAGAGGUAAAAACAGAGAACAUUAACACAACAACCAGGACAGACAAUAACAUCAUGAGCUUCUUCAAAACAUUGGUUUCACCAAGCAAAGCAGAUUCCAAGUGUGACACUGAGGAAAAGGCAAAAAAAGAUGUUCCGCAGACAACAAAUGCCAAGAAUACCGAGCAGCCUGUCACCAUUGUCCCUGUUACAAAACCAGAAACAAAUGUACCUCCAUCUCAGGAGAGUCCAGCAGUGAAGCAAAGUGUGAAAGCCCCAGAAGCUCCAGUACAACCACCAGCCCCAGCAGCUGUGGUUGUCACCAAUGAAGCUCCCAAGGAGAUGACAAAGGAGAGAUCUUCUUCUACCCCCACACCCCUAAGUAAAUUCUUUUGGAAAAAGACUCCCACAGAUGACAUAGAGGUGAUAAACACUGAAAGAAUUGAAGCGUCCCCAGAGGUCCCAGCAAAAGAUGAAAGUAGGAGCCAGGAAGGUGUAGAAACCAAGUCUAAAGGAGAGGAGAAACCCACCAAAACAAAUCUGAGAAAAUUCUUUAAACUGUCAGUCAGGAGUGACACAGGGGUAACUCCUUCUGAAAUAAAUGGGCCAGCACCUGAUCACCAAACACUGGACUUCACAGACAGACCUUUGACCCCGGCUGAGAACCGAGACCCUGCAGCCAAAGGGAGCCGCAAGAAUUCAACGGAGAACCUGAACAGGCAGCAAGAAAUCACCCAGGACACCAAGGGUCCACAAGAGUCCAGGCAACAGGAAACAGCCGAGAGAGACUCCCUUCAGAACGGAGGGGAUGCAGCACAACAAAGCCCUCUUAAGCGAACGGAGAAGCGACAAUCCUUCGGAGGGUUUCUCAAGGGCCUUAGCCCCAAACGGAUGUCGGAUGCUGGGGUACAAACAGAUCCUGUGUCUAUUGUGUCUGUCGUGAAGCCCAAAUAAUGAAUAACCUGAAGUCUCUGAAGAAUCACUGGAGCACCGUUACUUUUUCUCCUUGCGGGACAAAAAGAAAGGAAGAAAUGAUUGGUAUUGUUCAUCCCUCCCUCUCUCCCUCCCUCCCUUUUCGUGGCUGUAGCAAACUAAGUCUUGUGCCUGAGGACGGAUGUACAGAUCCAAGGUCAUCCCAAGCAAGGUGUUUUAUGGGCUGUGUGGGCGCACAUGCCUGUUUCCACUGUCACCCGUGCACUGCUUCUCCCACUGAACUGCCUUGUCUGCCCUCCCUGCAGUUCAGUCUGUUGAACACCACGCCCAUCUUCUCUCCUGGUGCCAUUACCACCACGCCUCUCAUGGGAUGACCAUGAGGCUGACCUAUCGCUGCCCCACUGUCCUCACUGGUCGUGCAUCCAAAAAGGCAGCAUCUGAUUGGUUUAGCUGCCUGACAUUCCUCUUUCUAGCACAUAGCAAUAAAAUGGAGUGGUGGGGCUGCAGCCUGGGCUAAAGAUCCAAAUUAAACACCACCACCCCCCUUCCAGCAGCCCUGAAUGCACCCACUGUGCUAAUAUAUGUUUUGAGAGACUACCUUUUACAGAACAUGUUCUCUUAAAAGCUAGCAGAUAAUAAAAGCUUACCGAGACAGACACAAUGGGGAGACAGUAAGAUUUAAAUGGAGUUCAGCAUCCAGGACAGCUGGUAGGUUCACCGGAAGGCAAAAGCUGAUAGAGGAAUACCAGUAGGGGGAAAUGGGUUAAGAUCAAAUGUGUCUACCAAUUGUUUCACUCUUUUUUCUGUAUUAGGAAUCUAAAAAAACAAACAAAAACAAAUUAAAAGAAACAGGAGAAAGCCUGCAUACAAAUUCAUAUAACCUAUGCAUGUCUAAUAUAUGCAUUUCUGUAUUGAGUUCAUAAUGUAUCCUAUUUAGCCACCAAUAUUUCUUAUAUUUUGCUGCAUUAUAUGCAAUUUUUGUGUGCAUCUUUUUAGCUGCAAACCGUGUCCCAGAGUUUUGCAAACUGUGGAUUUUGAUGCAUAAGAAUGUUCCGUUCACUUAUAAAUUCAAGAAAAGUGAACUGCUGAUGUUUGUAUUUUUAAAAUGGAAGAAAAUGUAUUUCUCCUCCAUGCCUACAUUUCCAUUCUGAAAUGUAACCUCCACCCCAGGUUUCUUCCAAUGUCCUGAUUUUAAGAGAGGGUCAUCUUAGGACAUCUGAUUGCAGGUCCCAUGUCCCAUUUAGCACUAACCCUGCUGGGUUAGAACAGCAGAAGGAGUCUGGUAGAACUUUUCCCAGCUAACAGAUUUUAUUAAAAUAUGUAAACCUUCAUGAGCUGUAGCUAUAACUCAUGAAAGCUUACUCCUUUUAAUAAAAUUGGUUAGUCGGAAAAGGUGCUACCAAACUCCUCCGGAUUUUUGGCUACCAUAAGACCAGCAUAGCUCUCACUGUACAAUCAGAGCAGCAUGUAAGCCCCAGUAAAUGAAUACAAUAAAUAAAUAAAUAAAUUUCCUCCUUAGCUUCAUGAUCUUUGAUCAGCAAAAAUUCUGCAACCCUUGGUUGCAGCUAAGCCAAUCAUUUCAGAACCAGUUUGGAGGAUGAGCAAAGUUCUGAAAGCUUCCUCUGACUCAUAUUAGAAGAGCAGUCUUGGAUCAUUUGUCUUAGUUUGCCCAGUUAUGCAAAGAAUUCCAUUUGUAUUUGUGUGUUUGCUAUUUGUUUAUUUUUCAGUAAUUUACAUCACAUAAAUUCAGUUUCCCUGCUCUGCGAGAUCCUGAGUGCAUGCAGAAGUAUGAAGCAAAUUAAUGGGUAAUGGCUGUUGAUAUUCUACUUAUUCAUUCUUACCCUGCCAUUGUGCUUUCAUAUUUACUGAAUUGAUAUAUAACAAACAGGGGCCUCUAUAAGAGGCAUUAAAAAAGCCACAAUAGCAGCUGCACCCGUGCAAAUCAAAGCCCCGCCCCUUUUUAGGCGGGUCACGUUCGGCUUGGAUGCUCUUUUUGCCAUGGGCCCAGGGUGAGUUGAGGAACAGCGGGUGAUGCACGAAGCAACAGCUCACAGCUCACAGAAAUACAGACUCUCCCGCUUCAAAACAAGUGGAUGUUUCCUUUAUAGUCUGCCAGAAUCUGAGUCCAUCCAAUGUCUGUUGGAACUGGGAAACAAACUGAUAUCUAAGGUUUUUUUUAAAAUGAAUACAGGAUCUGGCAUCUUCUAAAAGCAGGGUGUCUAUCCUGUUAUGAUCUAAAAAUGUUUCAUGCUUCUCAUGGGUAGUCUUGGGUUAAUCUUAAUCAUAGCUAGGAAUAUUGUGGGACAUAGUAAAACAGUGGUGCAUUUAUGCAGAGGUAAAUAUUCUUAUGAGCUAGAUACAUACAUUGCCCUAGCCAUGUCCUAGCUGGCUUUGUGUAACAAAGUGUGGAGAGGCUCAGAGAUGGCCUUGGAGAAACUAUGAAGAGAUGGUUACAACAUGUCAACACGCAUGCUUUAAGCCCAAGAAAAAUGGAAAACGAUAGAAAGAAGCCCAGUUUGGUUCCUCCUUAGUCCACUAGAGCCUAAGGAGAAGGGAGGGAAAAUCAGGCAUUCAAGAUUCUGUUACCAUACUCUAUGUCAAUAAAUAUAGUUUCAAUAAAACUUGCGGAAUUGGUUUCCUGUUCUAACCUAUCUCAAACAGCUGACAGUAAACCAACAUCAAACAAACCAUAUUAGAGGGAAUCAACUGAGUAACAAGUACCAGUAUUAAAACUCAAAGAUACUUAAAGGGAUACUUAACAAAAUGAGAAGUUAAUUGGCAAGCUAAGAAUAGCUCUCAUGGAUGAGUUAAUGCAGACAAAAUAGUUUUGUUUACAUUCGUUUUGACAGUGACAUGGUUCACACAACAGGGUUAAUGCAAAGGAUGGUUUGGAAGCCUGUUUCAAACCACGCUUUCAUAUCUUCUUUUCUAGGCAAGCUUUAUUUAUAGUUUUAUCAGAUAACAGUGCACAAUCAGGAUAGUAAAUGGCGACCCGUUGUUUAGUACUGUGCGAUGUUUGCAAAAGCAGGUAUGGAGAAUGAUUGAUGAGAGUGUGAAAGCUUUCCAAGGCUGCCGUUAUAAAGAUAACAUGAUGUAAGACCCAGCGGACUGUGGGGCUUACUCAGGACUGUACUGGACAAUAAGAAAAGGAUGAGAUUAAAAUGCUUGUGAUGUACAUGAUCGGAGAGAUUCUCUUUGAGGGGCACCAUUAUCCAGGGAAAAGAACAGCUAUAAACCUGAACAGCCUCCAUUGCAAGUUGUAGUCUGAAAUACUUUCAAAACACAAACAUACAUACACAUGCCCCGCUGUUGAUUAAGAAUACCAGGGUCGCAUUCAUAAAUCUUUCAAGGGACCCUUGAAAUUGAUUUUCAAGUGAUUAAGUUUAUUGAAACAGCUGAAAUGUACAGGACUUGUCACUAAUUCUCAUCUAUUUCUGUCUUCAUGUAAUGAAAUGCAAGAAGUUUGCUUCUCAAAAGUAAUUAAAGUAUUAACCAGAAUCCAACACGAGGGGGCAGAGUGGAGGCCCUUUUAUUACUAACCCAAAGGAUGUAUUUACUUCUGUGUUAUUAAUAUGUUUUGUUGAAUUAAAACAGGGAAAGGUCCAGUUGUUAGAUUAUGCAAUUAUAUGAUUUUAAAAAAAAACAUGGCUUAAAAAAACAAAUGCAAUUAUAUCUGAUUUACAAACAUUCUGUGGUAGGAAAGUUUUGUAGCACAUCUAUGCUACACAUACAAAGAUGCAUUCUAUUUGUUAUUGUAAAAGUAAGGAAGAGUAAGACUAAUGUUAUAAUUUAAACUAGCAGCUGAAUUUUAAAUACUUGUAUAUUUUGAUUUCCUUCUGAUUCAAUAAACAUUAUUUAAGAAAAUCGA
This is a messenger RNA of Python bivittatus (Burmese python), 5720 nucleotides long. RefSeq names its product brain enriched myelin associated protein 1 (gene BCAS1). Gene Ontology annotation, biological process: myelination. Lineage: Eukaryota; Metazoa; Chordata; Lepidosauria; Squamata; Pythonidae. The record is from RefSeq and is a predicted model, not a curated record.